AUGUCCAAACCCACUAAGUACCUCCUCGUGUCCUUCCCCACCUCCAUCACCCCGUCUCACCACCGCGACGACGCUCUCGAUGCUGUCUCCGCCACGGUCGCCCCAGAAAAUGGAUCGGUCGCCCCAUUCCCUAUUCCCGAGUUCAAGAUCGGUACAUUAGACGCCUUGGUGCAGCAGGCCGAUGAGCUGGCCAAACUCGAGACCGCCUGCCAGGUUGUUGUGUCUAAGGUCGGCGAUGCGCUGAAGAAUAUCUUGGAGGGUGAUGAAGCGCAAAUCAGCAAGAUGAAGGCUGUUAAUGAUAAGCCGGUGGAUCAGUACCUGCGGACCUUUACGUGGAACAAAGUCAAGUAUAGGGCCGAUAAGUCUUUGGGUGAGCUUAUCGACCUUCUCCAGAAGGAAGCUGCCAGUAUCGACAAUGACAUCAGGUCGAAGUACUCCCAGUACAAUCAAGUCAAGACCACCCUGGCCACUCUUCAACGGAAGCAAACAGGUAACCUAGCCACCAAGUCCCUCGCAUCGGUUGUCGACCCCCGCAGUGUAGUCCAGAAUUCGGAAUACCUCGAGACACAUCUCGUCGCCGUCCCGGCUCAACAGGUCAAAGAGUUCCUCAAGACGUACGAAACCGUUUCGCCCAUGGUAGUUCCUCGCUCUGCGACGUUUGUCGCUUCGGAUGACGAAUUCACACUAUAUGCUGUCACGACCUUCAAGAAACACAGCCUGGAGUUUGUCCACAAGGCCCGUGAGCACAAGUGGAUUCCCCGUGAAUUCAAGUAUGUGGAAGGUGGAAAGGAAGAGGAGCGCAGGGAAGUCGAGCGCGUAGGAGGCGACGAGCGCAAGCUAUGGGGAGAGACACUGCGGCUCGGACGGACAGCCUGGAGCGAGGCCGUCAUGGUCUGGAUCCAUGUUCUCGUUCUCCGUGUGUUUGUUGAGACUGUACUACGCUACGGUCUUCCUCUUGACUUCGUUUGCACUCUUAUCAGGACACCGGGUUCCAAGCAAGCUGACAAGGCGAAACACAACCUGGAUGAGAAGUACUCUUACCUCGCCGGGAAUGCGUUCGGACGGGACAAGAAGGGUCGGGUCAAGAAAGACGACCCGAGCGAAGUACACGAGGGAGGCGGCGAGUACACAGCAUAUGUGUACUAUGAGUUCGAGCUCAAUUAG
This is a messenger RNA of Aspergillus oryzae RIB40, 1164 nucleotides long. Its product is annotated as H(+)-transporting V1 sector ATPase subunit C. Gene Ontology annotation, biological process: proton transmembrane transport. Gene Ontology annotation, cellular component: vacuolar proton-transporting V-type ATPase, V1 domain. Gene Ontology annotation, molecular function: proton-transporting ATPase activity, rotational mechanism. The record is from RefSeq and is a predicted model, not a curated record. The transcript is spliced from 5 exons. Bases 1 to 1164 code for a protein of 387 amino acids. NCBI's taxonomy places the organism in Eukaryota, Fungi, Ascomycota, Eurotiomycetes, Eurotiales, Aspergillaceae.